Messenger RNA from Annulohypoxylon truncatum, 3644 nucleotides. Its product is annotated as Adaptor protein complex AP-3 delta subunit. Gene Ontology annotation, biological process: Golgi to vacuole transport; protein targeting to vacuole. Gene Ontology annotation, cellular component: AP-3 adaptor complex; endosome membrane; membrane coat. The coding region runs from base 319 to 3522 and encodes 1067 amino acids. The transcript is spliced from 6 exons. The record is from RefSeq and is a predicted model, not a curated record. Lineage: Eukaryota; Fungi; Ascomycota; Sordariomycetes; Xylariales; Hypoxylaceae.
UGAGCCUAUCAACAGCGCCGAAGUUCGCUGACGUGACUUGACAUCUGAACCUUGAAGCUCAUUCAUGUUGCAUCUUGCAUCUUGCACAUACAAAAUAUGCCAAUCAGCAUUAAACCAAACGACGACUCGACCUCCUAGAUGAACGACACAUCCACUGCGCCUACUACGCCUACAUCUUGUUCAGCUACUAUCACGCUGUCAAGAUGAUCAAUUACUUGAGGCACAUCUUGAACCUGCAUUCUAAUACCUACAGCUGAUUGUUCUACUAAACUGCCCUGACACUCGGCCAGCACCAGCAAGGGUGCAAUUUGGGCAACCAUGUUCGAGAAGUCGCUAUACGACCUCAUUCGAGGUCUAAGGAACCAUAAAGGCAACGAGAAAGAGUACAUGCAAAACUGCUUGAAAGAAUGUCGUGCAGAAAUCCGAAGCCAGGACCUGGAUCUCAAGGCGACCGCUUUGCUAAAAUUAAUAUACCUCGAAAUGUUCGGGCACGAUAUGUCAUGGGCUUCCUUCAAUGUACUCGAGGUUAUGGCUUCUCCCAAAUACCAUCAAAAGCGAGUGGGAUAUCUAGGCGCUAUUCAGAGCUUUCGUCCUGAUACGGAGGUUCUCAUGUUAGCAACCAAUCUCCUCAAGAAGGAUUUGACUGCAGCAUCGACGACCACCAUCGCUCUUCCGAUCGUGACCCUUCCGCACGUUAUCACCCCGUCCCUCGCGCUCUCUGUUCUACCCGAUCUCCUACCACGACUCAACCAUACCCAUCCUGCCCUUCGAAAAAAGACUAUUGUCACACUUUAUAGGCUCGCCUUAGUAUAUCCCGAAACUCUGCGUGCCGCCUGGCCGAGGAUCAAGGAUAGACUCAUGGAUAGGGCUGAAGACCCCAGUGUGACGGCUGCUAUCGUGAAUGUCAUCUGCGAACUGGGAUGGCGGCGGCCUCACGACUUUCUCCCUUUAGCGCCUCGCUUGUUCGAGCUGCUGGUCGAUAGUGGAAACAACUGGAUGGCAAUAAAAUUGAUCAAGUUGUUCGCUACCUUGACGCCGCUUGAGCCAAGGCUUGUUCGAAAACUGUUACCCCCUUUGACGGAGAUCAUCCGUACGACCCCGGCCAUGUCCUUAUUAUAUGAGUGUAUUAGCGGCAUUAUCCAAGGUGGUAUCCUUGGAAGCGGCGAAGAUGCAGAUGGAAGAGAAGAGAUCGCAUCUCUCUGUGUUAACAAGCUGCGAGGCAUGGUAAUGAUAGAUGGCGAUCCAAAUUUGAAAUACGUGGCGCUGCUCGCUUUCAAUCAGAUCGUCAUCACUCAUCCGUGGCUAGUUGCCCAACAGGAAGACGUUAUCUUAGAGUGCAUAGAUAGCACCGACAUCUCUAUUCGUAUAAAAGCACUAGAUCUCGUACAGGGCAUGGUCAGUGGCGACAAUCUAGUCUCCAUUGUGAGUCGUCUCAUGAGACAACUCAAGCUCUCGUCUUCAGCAGACCGCAGGGCAGCGAGCUCUUCACGGAUGAGCCCAGAAGACUCGGACGACGAAGAUUUCGAGAAAACAAGUGACCCCGUAUCGAAAUCAGCGAAUCGAGCUCCGCCACUUCCAGAUGAUUACAGGAUUGACGUUAUCGGAAGGAUACUAAACAUGUGUUCUCAGAAUAACUAUGGAUACUUAACAGAUUUCGAGUGGUAUAUUGAUAUACUGACACAACUCGUUCGAAACGCUCCGCUCCCAAGGCCUGUCGGUGAUGUGGAUUCCCUUUCAGUCCCAGCAAAAUCAAAUGACGGGGAUAUAUCCGAGAGAAUAGGUGGGGAGUUGCGGAAUAUUACCGUCAAAGUUCAGGCUCUUCGUCCUAUCUGUGUUAGAGCCGCGGAGGCGAUCUUAUCUCAGCUGAAUGGCGAGACACCGAUUGGACAACCUAUUGUUUCGGGAGCAUUAAAACCGGUUGCUUGGAUCAUCGGGGAAUUUUCUUCGGAUUUAUCUUCCCCAGAUGAUAUUCUUGGAACUCUGUUACAACUCAUCCCGAAGACCCCAUCUCCGGAGUCUCUUGCAGCCUGUCUUCAAGCGAGUAUGAAAGUCUUUUCUCUGGUUACGGGAGACCAACUAACUCCUUGGACCCCCGAGCGUAAAUCGAAAAUUUCACUUCUCAUGGCUCGCAUCAUCCAUACUUUCGAAUCUUUAGCACUCCACCCGAACCUCGAAGUUCAAGAACGAGCAGUAGAAUUCAUAGAGCUGCUGAAACUUACAGCUGAAGCGGCCUCAAGCCAGGAGGCUUCGACGGAAACCGUCUAUCAAGAUCCUCCCUUACUCCUUACACAGGCAAUACCAUCCCUUUUCUCUGGCUGGGAAUUAAAUUCAGUCGCCCAAGCCGCGCAGAAGAAUGUUCCUCUCCCAGAAGGGCUAGACCUCGACGAACCUAUUAAUCCAAACCUGAACUUCCUCCUCGCAUCCGCCGAGUCGAUAUCUAUCCCGGUCGACGAAACGGAUGAAUUUGAGAGUUACUACUAUCAGCGACCUCCACCGACUAGUAUUGUCUCCGAACCGGCCAUCAACAAGCUGGCAGACAGUCGUGACGAGGCAUCUGGUUCCUACCAACAACCUACCGAGGAGACGUACCUAGACGCGGACAUAUUAGCGAAAAGGAAAGCCGAGCGGUUGGAGAGGAACCGCGACGACCCGUUCUACAUCCAGGAAAGCAAUUCCAUCCAGAGAUCCUCAACCCCUAUACAUAACAUCCUCCAGAACUCAAACGGCCCAGACCUGGACGUCGACUCGAUCCCUAUCAUGGAGCUCGACCUCGACAAACUCAGCGCUGGCGUCGACCACUCGCAACCGCACCAGCCGGCCAGGCCGGCCCGGCGCGCGCCGCGCCAGAAGAUCGUCGUCGCGGCGGACGAGAACUUAGCGGGCAGCGGCCUGAGCACGCCGAACCGCAACUACGACUCCGAGAACAGCUCGGGCGCUGGCGCCGCGGCGGCAGCGUCCAAGGCCCACGGCAAGAAGCUCAAGCAGUCGCUCCUAGGCGUAGACUCGACCAGCAUCGGCGCGCUCAACCUCGAGGGCGACGACGACGACAACAUAUCGAGCGCCAGGGCCUUCGACCCCGAGGCCCGCCAGAGGGAGGAGGCGGAGAUGGCGCAGGCCGUGAAAGAGGUCGAGCGCCUGCGGCUCGAGAUGCAGCGCGCGAACGAGCGGAUACAGGUCGCGCAGGGCGUCGACGCCGCCGGCACCGUCGUCGUCAAGAAGAAGAAAUCCGGCGCUAAGACUGGUAAGGCUAAGAAACCGAAGGCUACUACUGCUGCUACUACUACUACUACUACCGUAAACGCAAAUACGACUGAGGGGAACGGAGAAGGCGUGGCGGGAGAUGAUGGGGACGCGGGAGCGGGGACGGAGAUGAAAGUCAAGAAGAAGAAAAAGAAGAAGGUGGCGACGAUAGACGAAGGGUCUGGCGCGGCGGGGGAAGAAGUGGCGGCGGUGGUUAAGCCCAAGACCAAGAAAAAGAAGGCGAAACCACCGGUCGAGUUCCAUGAUGCGGAGGCGGGUUGAAGUGGAGGUGUGUGUGUGAAUGAGCGCGAGCAUGUGUGUAGGGUAUGGGCAUAGGCAUGAGCAUUUUUGCUUCAUAGGUACAUAGAUGGAAUACCAUUACGAUGCAUCAUUACGGUUUGAAA